GCGGAAAAGCGGUAGUGUGUUUCUGUAAGUGCAGAUAAAGGCGAACCGGGUGUUUUUAUCAAGUCCUUUCAUACAGGGAUAACGUACGACUUUAGUUCCGAGCCCGGUGAAAUGGCGGUUCCUGCGGGUCAGACGGACGUCCAGAUGGACCGCGGCGCCCUGAGCGGCCAGACGGUUUCCUCCGAAAACAACAUAGACAUCGACGAGAAAGAGUUGGAAAACAUCACAAAGAAACACCGAGAAGAAGACACGGCGACGCUGCCUCUGCACUCGCCUUGGACGUUUUGGCUGGACAGGUCACUGCCCGGCACCACAGCAGCAGAAUGUGAGUCCAACUUGAAGAAGAUCUACACAGUGCAAACUGUUCAGAUGUUCUGGAGUGUAUACAACAACAUCCCUCCAGUCACAGCCCUGCCUUUGAGAUGUAGCUAUCACUUAAUGCGCGGAGAGCGGAGGCCGCUGUGGGAAGAAGAGAGUAAUGCAAAGGGAGGCGUAUGGAAGAUGAAAAUACCAAAAGAAAGCACUUCUGCAGUUUGGAAAGAAUUGUUACUCGCUACUAUUGGAGAGCAGUUUGCAGAUUACUGCGCCUCAGAUGAUGAGGUGGUUGGCGUCAGCGUUAGCGUCCGGGAUCGGGAAGAUGUUGUACAGGUGUGGAAUAGCGAUGCAUCUCUCGCUAAUGAAGCAAAUAUCUUGGGGAAAGUUUAUGAGCUGCUCCCGUACAUAUCUUUUAAAGCUGUUUUUUAUAAGUCUCACAUGGAGCAUCAUGCCUUUGAGGGAGGACGCUCAAGACAUUAGAUUCUACUGCUGCCCCCCCCCCCCCCCCCCCCUUUUUUUUUUCUAACCCGAACUCUGUUCCUGCCUUGGCGUGAAGGCGCUGUCCACAACCUAAUCGAGGAUAUUAUUUUGCUCUCAACAAGGAAAUGUUAUCAAUCUAUUUUUAUAACUUUUAAGGACUGAUGCCUUGUUUCAUUUAAAUGUGGGUCCUAACAGCUCGAAACUCUCGAGAGAAUGUUUAUCCAGCGUAAAUCUCACCCCGAGUUCGUUACUUCACGUCGUUUUUUUGCCUUUCCUGCUACACUGAACUGCACUGCCACCAUGGUCCCGUCAUGUGCACAGAUUGUGGACCUCGCAAUUUUAUUCCUGGUAGAGGUAGCAGCUACUUAACCUAGCUAGAUUCAGCUGUUGUGUAUGUUAGACGUAUGCAUUCAUGUCGUGUUUUAAUCAAGUCUGCUUUUUCGGUGCCAAAGCACUUUCCUGCCAUUUAAGGAGCUUGUAUCUUAAUGGUGAAGGUGUCGUUUGUAUUCAGCUGGACAUUUGCCACUUGGAUGGAGGUGAAUGUCCCAAUUGGUUUCUUGAAUCUUCAUCAAGUGUACAUCAAACUGAAAUCAGGGUAACAUUUCAAAGAUAUUGCACAUAGCUGCCAGUUCCCAUUAUGAUGUUAUCUAGUUAUAAAGCUGUCAUAUAGCACAGAUAGGACAUUCAGAGCCUGCAUAUUUGGCUUGUGAUUUUAUCUUUUUUUUUUUUUUUUUUUUUUAGCGUUAUCCUGUAAGGUGCCUCUAACAAUGCUCCUCUCCACACCCUGUUGGACAUUUCUUUCAAUAUACGUGUUGAAAGACCCCACCCCCGCCCCGCUCUCUUAAACGGAGUCAUAGAUUGUUUGGGGGAGAUACAUGGCACAUUUUUGUGCUCGGCUCUUUGGUGUUUGCCUCUACUUGUUUCUCCUACCAAUAAAUCUAGUAGUUUGCUUACUUGGACUGUGUCCAUUAAAACACACACACACACAGAGGGAAAGGGGCUGGAUUAUUGGCUUAGAAGAAUGUUACUGAAGGUCCUGCUUUUCCCAGAUUUAGCAAUGUUUGUAAAAGGAAAAAAUAUGAAUAAGCAAAAAAACAGCAGAUAUGACAAGUUUCAGUUGUCACGACAUCGAUGAAAAAAAUUACACUUAUACUGUAGGUCAUAAUUCUGUCCCAGUCAUACGUUUUUAUUCGUAUUUUUAAUUUUUUGAGGACAAACCUUUUUUCUGCGCCUCAAUCGGUUUCCUUCACUAACCCUGUUCCCGUGCCGUGGUUUUAUUGCAGUGUAGGGCUUCAGUUACUGAAACGCUUCUGGUAUGUCAGCACCACUUUUAUAGUUCAACUUUGGACGGGUUGAUGGUUACGAGAGGAGAAUUUGUCCUUUGUAAACAUAUUGUGCAGCGAUACGGGCAAAGUAAAUAAAAUGGAGCCGAAAAUGAAGUGCUUAUCACCGGCGUUUCAUUUUGCACAAUACAAACAUCAAUAACAGGCCCGUUAAAGGAAAUUAAUGUUAUUUCAUGGGGAAUGUCUCGGUGUAUUAAAAGCUUUUGCAUAUCCUCAGCCACUUUGUGCUAAUUCAUUCUGGCAGCGCAUUGAUUUUAGUCCUCACACACCCUGUAAUCGUAAGACCUGAUUUUAAAUACUGACUGGUGGUGAUUAUAUGACUGAUAACCUCAGCUUUUCAGUCAUGAAUUUUUUGACCUUCCAUGAAGCAAGUUUGCUGCUGUUAACAUUAAUACUGGCGUUAGAAGAGAACAACUUGCUGUUGCUGUUUGGAAAUAAGAUGCAGGCCUCAAAAUCACAAGAGGCUAAAGGAUGCAAUGGAUAUUCUCAUUAUCACAUAUAAUCUGUAUAAUGUACCUCGUGUAGCUUUCAGUAAACUUUCUCAGAGACCAGAAAGGCUCAACCCAUCUAAAAUGACCUCAUUCACAACACAAGUAGUUGCUGCAAAGUUCCUUGUAAGUUCACUGACCCCCUCAGUCUAAAUACUUGUAUGAAAUGUUUUGGCAAUAAACACUGCAACAUU
Neolamprologus brichardi is the source of this 2820-nucleotide messenger RNA. RefSeq names its product eukaryotic translation initiation factor 4E family member 3 (gene eif4e3). Gene Ontology annotation, biological process: translational initiation. Lineage: Eukaryota; Metazoa; Chordata; Actinopteri; Cichliformes; Cichlidae. Gene Ontology annotation, molecular function: translation initiation factor activity; RNA 7-methylguanosine cap binding. Gene Ontology annotation, cellular component: eukaryotic translation initiation factor 4F complex. The record is from RefSeq and is a predicted model, not a curated record.